AUGUUCACACCCAAGAUUUCAAGACUGAAGGAUCCUUUGGUUUGGUUGGAUGCUGCUGCUCAGAUCUUUUAUUCUUUUGGUUUGGCUUUUGGAGGACUGAUUGCUUUUGCAAGUUACAACAACCCGGGCAACAAUUGUCAGAAAGAUGCUAUCAUUGUGUCGAUUUGCAAUUGGCUGACUGCUAUCUAUGCUUGCCUUGUCAUCUUCUCCAUUCUUGGCUACAAGGCUACUUUAAUGUUUGAACAUUGCCUUGAUCAUAAUGCCAAACUUAUUAUGGAAAAGUUCCCAGCAAUCAACAUGACAAAGUUCACUGGCCAGGCUGUAGACUACACAACAAUUGGAGUUCCUGCUGAUAAGCUACCAAGCUUGAAGUUACGGACUUGUAAUCUCCAAGAUGAUUUAAAUAAUGCCGCCUCUGGCACUGGCUUAGCAUUCAUUGUUUUUGCCCAAGCCAUCGUUGAGUUUGGGGCAAGUUCUCCAUUUUGGUCCUUUAUUUUUUUCCUCAUGCUUCUUGCACUGGGACUUGGCACUGAGUUUGCAACUUUGGAAGGUGUUGCCACUUCUCUCAGAGAUGCAGCUCCCUACGACUGGAUGAAGAAGAGAUGGCUGUUAGCUGGCAACAUUAAGUCCUUUCCUUUCGCUUGUUCUCUUCUUUCUCUCCUUUCUCUUGCUCUCUUCUCUCUCCUUUCUCUUGCUCUCUUCUCUCUCCUUUCUCUUGCUCUCUUCUCUCUCCUUUCUAUUGCUCUCUUCUCUCUCCUUUCUUUUGCUCUCUUCUCUCUCCUUUCUCUUGCUCUCUUCUCUCUCCUUUCUCUUGCUCUCUUCUCUCUCCUUUCUCUUCUCUCUCCUUUCUCUUGCUCUCUUCUCUCUCCUUUCUCUUGCUCUCUUCUCUCUCCUUUCUUUUGCUCUCUUCUCUCUCCUUUCUCUUGCUCUCUUCUCUCUCCUUUCUCUUGCUCUCUUCUCUCUCCUUUCUUUUGCUCUCUUCUUUCUCCUUUCUUUCUUUCUUUCUUUCAUCAUUCUUCUACCUUUCUUUUUUCUUUUUCUUUCUUUUCACCUUUUUGCUCUUUCUUUUUACCUUUCUUUCUUUCUACUGCUCUCUCUUUCUACUGUUCUUUCUUUUUUCUACCUUUCUUUCUUUUUUCUUUUUACUUUAACAUAUAUUACAGUGAAUGUGUUAAAAUUAAAUCUUUUCUUAAUUUGGUCUUUCUUUUUUUCUUCUUGAUUUCUUCUUUUUCCUCUUUUUUGAUCAUUUUCAUCUUCUUUUUUUCUCUGUUUCUUCAUUCUUUUUCUCUUUCUUCUCGGUUCAUUUUCUUCUUUUUUUCCGGUUUCUGCAUCCUUUUUUCACUUUCUUCUUGGUUUCUUCUUUUUUUUCUUUCUACUCAUUUUCGUCUUUCUUUUCACUUCUCAUUUUCUUCCUUUUCUCUUUUUUAUUUCUUUAGUUGUUGUACUUUGUUUCUUUAUAUGUUUUCUUUUCCUCUUUUAUCUUUCUUUUCUGGUUGUCUUUGCACUUUCUUAUUUUUCUAUUUUCUUUUUUCAUCUCUUCAUUGUUCCUUCUCCUUUUUUUAUUUUUCUUUCUUUUUUCUUCUCUUUCUUCAUUUGUUAUUUCUUUUGUUUCUCUCUUUCUCCCAUUGUUCUUUUACUUCCCUUGCUUUAGAUGUUCCUUCAUUUCUCUUUCUUCUCUCUAUUUUUUGCUUUUUCUUCUAUUUUUCUCUUUCUUCUCUUUAUUUUUCUCUUUUAUCUCUUUUUAUAUUUCUCUUUUAUCUUUCUAUAUAUAUUUCUUUCUUCUCUUUCUAUUUUUAUCUAUUUCUUUCUCUCUCUAUUUUCUCUUUCUUCUUUUCUCUCUCUAUUUUUAUCUUUCUUCUUUCUCUCUAUUUUUAUCUUCUCCCUCUAUUUUUAUCUUCUCUCUCUAUUUUUAUCUUCUUUCUCUAUUUUUAUCUUCUUUCUCCUCUCUAUUUUUAUCAUUCUUUUCUCUCUAUUUUUAUCUUUCUUCUCUCUCUCUCUAUUUUUAUCUUUCUUCUUUCUCUCUCUAUUUUUAUCUUUCUUCUUUCUCUCUCUAUUUUUAUCUUUCUCCUUUCUCUCUCUAUUUUUAUCUUUCUUCUUUCUCUCUCUAUUUUUAUCCUUCUUCUUUCUCUCUCUAUUUUUAUCUUUCUCCUUUCUCUCUCUAUUUUUAUCCUUCUUCUUUCUCUCUCUAUUUUUAUCCUUCUUCUUUCUCUCUCUAUUUUUAUCUUGUAUUACCUCUUUCUUUUUCUCUGUAGUUGUUUCUUCUUUUCUUUUGGACUUUCUCCUCUCUUUCUACUUUUUCUCUUUACGGUCGGCAUUGUAUUCACAUUUAACAGUGGUGCCUACUGGGUGGAACUCUUUGACUUUUUCUCAGGAACGUUUGCCCUCAUGAUUGUGGCGUUAUUGGAAAUUGUUGCUGUUGCAUAUAAAUAUGGAGUCAACAAUUUCUGCAAUGACAUCUACAGCAUGAUUGGGAUCCGUCCUAACAUUUAUUGGCGUGUCAUUUGGAAAUUUGUCUCUCCAGCACUAAUUUUGAUUCUCCUUGUCUCAACUAUUGUGACAAAAUUUAUUGAUCCAGUGACAUACCGUGCCUAUGACAAAAAUAAGGCUAUGCUCGUCGAUGCUAAUUACCCCUGGUUUGCAAGUAUUGUUGCUAUCUGUUUAGUUAUCAUACCAAUAAUCUGGCUACCAGGCAUAGCGUGUAGCAGAAGGUUUGGAAUAUUCCGAUAUGAGCCCGAGACGGCACCAAUUGAUAUGGAUGGUAUUAUCAGUUCUCGUACUGCAUUUGUAGAAGUCACAGACAAUGGAAAUGCCAGAGAAACCACAAAUAUCCGAAAAUCUACAGUACAUGCGACUUCAGAUGGCACAAGGUUAGCCAAGCCAAACAGUGGUGAAAAUUUCCUGUGA
This is a messenger RNA of Acanthosepion pharaonis, 2904 nucleotides long. Lineage: Eukaryota; Metazoa; Mollusca; Cephalopoda; Sepiida; Sepiidae. The record is from the annotation of a GenBank genome assembly.